AUGCCUCGUCUAAGUCGUGGAUGUCUGCGCUGCCGCCAGCGCAAAGUCAGGUGUGACGAGGGUCGGCCUUCCUGUCAGCGAUGUAUAGCACGUGAUGAGCUCUGCGUCGGCUACAGAGACGAGUCUGAUCUUAUCUUUCGCCAUGAGACGCAUAAGAUUGUUGGGAACCUUUCCACCGGAGGAAUUCAACGGUCCAGAGCAGUACAAUCCAGCGCAGUUAGUGAUGUGAAUACCGAAGAGGUGCCGGCCUUUUACGCAUUUAGCACGGCCACAUCAAGCUCUGCCACGGGCCGACAGCGGCAGAGAAGCGCAUCAGUCGAUUCUGGCCGAGUAGUUGAAAGCAAUGUACCGACAUCCAGCACUUCAGCCACAUAUGUUCCUCCCGACGCCCUAUCUCAGCUAUCGAUAGGUUCACCCUCUCAGCCCCGUCGAUAUGUCCAGGAUUUUACAUGGCUCAAGCCGUCAGUAAAGCCUCCUCGGGCACAACCGCUAUCAAGGUCGGACGACGAUGCGGUCCAGAAGUUCUUCGCCAAGUAUACCCUCUUGCCUUACGACUUCCAUGCUGUGGAUGCACUUCCCGAGGUCAAACCUACGGAACACGGCGCCGAAACCCGAGCCCAGCGUGCUUCACAAGGCUUUCUUGAAUUCUUGCCGUGUACAUUCGAGGAGGUGAACGUUCGCGGCAGAUUUGCCUUGCGGUGGGCUGUGCAGGCUGCCGCGUUGGCUGAUGCCGCAUCCCAAGCUUCGCCACAACAACAGAUACCAGAAGACACCAACAACGAUGCCAGCAGUGAGAUUGAGGCUGAACUGGUCAGGAGGGCCCUAGAGACUUAUGGUCAGGCCCUCUCGGCCCUCGCUGAGAGCCUGGGCAAACAAGGGAAGAUUCCGGAUGACUAUGAUUUGAUGACAGUAGUAAUACUGGACAUAUUCGAAACCCUCUUCCUCCCUGGUAACGUGUCCAAAGGCUGUCAUGCCCAGGGCAUGGCGCAGAUCCUUCGCAAGAGGGGGCACGAUCAGUUCUACGACGCUCGCGGAUGGAGUCUGUUCCGCCUCGCACAUCAUCGGCUGCAGAAACAGGCGUUAGCCUUCAAUCUUCCGCCCGUCCCAGUGAUAGACGAGCUGUUCGAGCACCUGAACGACCAGAUGCCCUUCGUCAGACUAGAAAGGGAUGCGAGUCGGAUAUCCAGCUUGUGUGCCAAGGGGCGGGCCCUGAGAGCAGCCCUUCAGAACCUGGACCAGGAGCAGCGAGGAGCAACAGAGCUGCUGAACCUCGUCAGGGAGAUGCAGAGUCUCGACCGCGAGGCCGUAGCAUGGAGACAGGGGCCCGAGUGGUCCUACGCCGUUCUCAAGACGUCCGAUCUCGCGGGCGACGAGGCCGUGUUGUCGACGUUUCCCGACACAAUUCAUAUCCACCCUGACAUCUGGACGGCGUACGAGUGGGACUACCACCACACAGCUCGCGUCCUGAUGCACAAGCAGCUUCUUGCCUGUCUGCACCGGGCUGCGAUGCUGAGUACCGGAGACGAUGAGGAGUCCACGUGCGUAGCGUCGCUCCUGAUACCCCUCGAGGCAGAAAGCGUGGCCAUCAUUCGCAGCUUGGUCACCAAGGUCUUAGCCACUGUGCCUCAAAUGAUGGGCGAUAUAGACCACACGGGUCAUGUUAGACGAUCGCAGUCGCUGGCGCCGAGGUGUAGAGCCAUUGGAGCCUACUUUCUUCUGUGGCCUAUCAAGAUCUUCAAGGGUGACUUGCUUCAGGACAUCAGUACAGACCAGCAGAGACAUGCGGCUGCGGCUAUUUUUGAAAGAGUCAGAGAGUACACAGGCAUGAAAAGUCUACUGGGUGACGAGAGCCUGAUCUAA
Messenger RNA from Cryphonectria parasitica EP155, 1860 nucleotides. RefSeq lists its product as uncharacterized. Gene Ontology annotation, molecular function: zinc ion binding; DNA-binding transcription factor activity, RNA polymerase II-specific. The coding region runs from base 1 to 1860 and encodes 619 amino acids. NCBI's taxonomy places the organism in Eukaryota, Fungi, Ascomycota, Sordariomycetes, Diaporthales, Cryphonectriaceae. The transcript has 3 exons. The record is from RefSeq and is a predicted model, not a curated record. Gene Ontology annotation, biological process: regulation of DNA-templated transcription.